UUUACAGUUAUCGAACAACGACAACAACGAAGCGCAAUAAACGGUUGGUUAUUCAGCGAGAUGGACGUGAAAAAAAGUUGUGAAACCCCCAACUCUGAACAACUGAAGGAGUUGUUAAAUUUGCAGGGAAGUCAAUUGUACGCUUCUUCUCUGGAAAAAUUUAAUAAAUCUUUCUAUGAAGAUGUAACAGCCAUGAUUAACAGUUCCGUUCCUACAUUGAUUGAUGGAGAUUCUCUUUUGCUUUACUGUGUUUUACGAGAGAGUCAUCCGAUUAUCUCAGGAAAUCAAUUUUUACAUAUUACAUAUUUAUUUGAAAGAUUCUUAGAUUUAUUAAUUCAAAAAGGAGCUACAUGCAUUCUCGUUUUUUUCAACUUUUGGGAAUUGGUUUGGGAGAAAAAUUUUGCUAUGCGAACAUUGAGAUAUGUUAUUGGCAAUCAUUUCAAAAAUAAUACCAAUAUACCUACUUAUACGUUUUUAUGGUAUUAUAGCCCACAAUUUCUUGAAUUUAAAUCAAGAGAAAAGCCUAGAUGUAUAAUAACAAGUUUGGGUUUUGAUGCCAAUGUUAAAAGUUUUAAUGAAAAGUUACAAAAUGAAAGCAUUUUUGCAAAUGAAGAAUGUGCGCAAAAAUUGUUUAGCGCCAGUUUGGUUUAUUGCAUUGCAAAUGAUUUACCAAUUAUUGAUACUCAUUCUAUUGAUAUUGGGGUUACACUAAUAUAUGCUUUUAAUGUACCACCCAAAAGAUUAUCGAACGAAAUUUGUACAAAAUUUAAGGGAGAAUGCUUAAAUGAAUUGGAUUUGUUGAAACAAAUGUACUCGAAGAUAAUUGGGGUCUCUAUAGACUUAAAAUCUCCGAGGGAGUUGAUUAUCGAAGCAGGAGCUUUGUAUCUUAAACGUUUUAAUGAUCAAAACAAGCUGAGAUUAUUGUUUCUUUAUUAUGCUGUGCAAUUUGCUUUACCAUUAGAAAAUAGAACACCACCUAAGAAAUUGGAGACCAACAAAGAAAUCAUAAAGCAACUACAAGAGUUUAUAAAUAAUUGGCAAGAAUCUUUAUAUAGUGUUUUAUCCAAUAGAACUUUAAAUCAAGAUAAUUUUGAUUAUGAAUUAAUCUCUGAUCUUUGGCAAGGAACAUUAUUUAUGUGUGUAUUACGCUUAACAACUGAUUAUAUAGAGAACAAAACGCAACUGGGAAUGUUACAUACUGAAUAUGAAAACCUUCUAGCUGAUGUGAACUUACGAUUACUGGAACUUGAUCAAAUUAAUCCUUACCCAAUUGAACCAAUUUUUAAUACAAAAUAUUUAGCCGCCGAUAAUGAAGAAACUUCUGGUAAGAUCAGUAUUUUAGUUUUAACGAAUCAGUUAUGUGUAAUGUAGUAUAUUAGUAUUCCCACCUCUGACCAGAAAAAUAAUGUAUACAGGUGUCCCAACAAGAGUAAUAGCUGGAAAUUAUUUUGAAGUUCGUAAUUCUACCGCUAGGAGGUAUAACUGCCAUAGAUAAACAUAAAAUUCCCGCUAUCUAUCAUUUCAUGAUUUUUUAAAAGAUAUUUAUUUUUUAUAUCGGAA
This is a messenger RNA of Onthophagus taurus, 1560 nucleotides long. RefSeq names its product putative ATP-dependent RNA helicase DDX60. Lineage: Eukaryota; Metazoa; Arthropoda; Insecta; Coleoptera; Scarabaeidae. The record is from RefSeq and is a predicted model, not a curated record. Gene Ontology annotation, molecular function: nucleic acid binding; ATP binding. Gene Ontology annotation, cellular component: cytoplasm.